This is a messenger RNA of Malurus melanocephalus (red-backed fairy wren), 4137 nucleotides long. It is a transcript of the gene NT5M, whose product is annotated as 5',3'-nucleotidase, mitochondrial. Bases 620 to 1318 code for a protein of 232 amino acids. NCBI's taxonomy places the organism in Eukaryota, Metazoa, Chordata, Aves, Passeriformes, Maluridae. The transcript has 5 exons. Gene Ontology annotation, biological process: pyrimidine deoxyribonucleotide catabolic process. The record is from RefSeq and is a predicted model, not a curated record. Gene Ontology annotation, molecular function: 5'-nucleotidase activity.
GCUCCGGACUCGGCAGGCACCGGGAAGAGGAACUGGGCUUUGCACUGCCGGGUCGGGGCGAGCUCCGCGCCCGGCACCGGCCCCGCUGUCCCCGCUCCCCUCCGGCCGCCGCCGCCGCCGCCGCUCCGCGCUCGCCGCCGGGGAGGGAUGGGGCGGGGAGCGGGAGGACGAGCUGGGGGCCAGCACGGGCCUUUGCAUCCACCCCGCGCCCCCCGGCAGCCCCUCUGCUCCCCUUUGCACCCCCCCGCCGCUCCUUCCUCCUGCUGCAAAGGGAUGCGCUUGACAGGGCUGCCCGCUGCCUUGGUGCGUGUUUGAAAUAGAGGCCCCCCCCUUGACUUGGAGAGCCCCCCGUUCCCUGCCCCGAGCCCCCUAUCCCCUGCCCCAAGCCCCCCAUCUGCUUCCUCGGGCCCCCUUCCCCUGUUCCACCGCCUUAUCCCCUGUCCCAAGCCCUCCAUCCCCUUCCCUGAGCCCCCUUCUCUGAGCUCCCCAUCCCCUUUUCCAAUUCCUCGAACCCCAAGCUGCCAUCCCCUGCCCUGAGCCUGUUUCCCUGAGCCUCCCAUUCCCUUCCCUGAGUUCCCUGCCCCGAAUCCCCCAUCCCGUGCCCCGAGCCCCCUCCACCAUGAUUUUGCUGAGCUGCUUCCUUCACCUGCGGCCCCGGCGCUGCGGUCCCUUGGCCGGGCUGGGCAGGGGGCUCGGUCCGGCAGCGGGGUCCCGCAGGGCUCUGCGGGUGCUGGUGGACAUGGACGGGGUGCUGGCCGACUUCGAGGGAGGCUUCCUCAAGAAAUUCAGGGCCAGGUACCCUGACAAGCCCUACAUUGCACUGGAGGACCGGAGGGGCUUCUGGGUGUCGGAGCAAUACGGGCGCCUGGGACCCGAGCUGAGUGAGAAAGCCAUCAGCAUCUGGGAAUCCAAAAACUUCUUCAUUGAGCUGGASCCGCUCCCUGGUGCUGUGGAAGCUGUGAAGCAAAUGGCAAAUUUGGCAGACACUGACGUGUUCAUCUGCACGAGCCCGAUCAAGAAGUACCGGUACUGCCCCUACGAGAAGUAUGCCUGGGUGGAGAAGCACUUUGGCCCCGAGUUUCUCGAGCAGAUUGUUUUGACACGAGAUAAGACGGUGGUUUCUGCUGACCUGCUUAUAGAYGACAGACCUGAUAUAACAGGGGCCGAGCAGAACCCCACGUGGGAGCAUGUGCUCUUCACUGCCUGCCACAACAAGCACCUGCAGCUGAAGCCCCCCAGCCGCCGGCUGCACUCCUGGGCCGAUGAUUGGAAGGCCAUUCUGGACAGCAAACGCCUCCCACCCGGCCAGACCACCUAAACACUGGCCCCCACAGCCACCUGGGGCUGCAGCCACCUGUCUGUGUCUCUGUGGAGCCCUGCUGAAGGCCAGAACCAUGGAUGGACAGAUAGACAGACGCUGUCCCUGCUGCAGAGAGGAAGAGGAGGGUCAGCUGAAGGAGGGCCACAGUCACCUGGACUUAGAAAAMAGACCCCAGCCCAGUCCUGCCACAAGGGACCAACAGCAGGAUUGUGCCUGUGGACCUGACAGCCUGCCUGGGGAACAUUUCCUGCUGGCUCCUGGGGUCUCUGUGCUGCCUCUGUACCCUCCACGAGGCCAUCCUGAAGUUUCUGAUGGACAACGUCACCCUCGGCCUGUCACUGCCCUUGCCUGGUGCACUGUGUGGCACAGACAAGCCCUCCAACUCCCCCUCUGCUUUAUGGUCAGGGAUCCUGCAGAUGGUUUGUUUAGUCCUUACAGGUUUUCAUCCCCCUGGCAGUGCCUGUAUCUGGGGAGGGGGUGGCUGGAAGGGCAGGGAGAGCAGGUGGGUGCUGUCCAGGCUCCCUGCACUGGGGCUAUGUUGGGGGAGGAUUGUCACCAGCACAUCCGUGGAUGCUGCUUGCAGUUCUCACACACUGAGAGAGGGGAAGAUGUUGGGAAGAUGUUGCUGUUAAAGGCUGGGGAGYUGUGCUGGUUUUGGCCAGGGUAGAGUUAAUUCUUUUCACAGAAAAUGUAKCCCCAUACAAGGCACUGUGAACAAAAUUAACUCUACYCCAGCUGAAAGCAGCACAGAACCCAUGAGAGCUGCCCAUGAGCUGGAUCACAGGGUCGGUUUUAUUCAGCAGCUCCACCCGGCCCCAGCUCUGGGUGUCUGGGGACAGAACAUUCUGCCAGGUCCUCUUCCCUGGCUCUGGGCCCCUGCAGAGAGGUGUUCAGUGCCUGGCUGGUGCAAAGGGGUCACAGCACACGCAGCUGCACCAGCCAGGCUGUGCUGGGGCUGCUGAGCUCUGGGAAGUUGCAGUUGGCSACCAAAAAGGGAGUGUUUGGACCAAGGGGCAGCUCCAAGAAAUGCUUUGGGCAUAGCUGUGCCCUCAGCCUCUUCCUCCCUUGUUUGUCUCAUUCCUGCUUUGCUGAGCCCACAGCAGUCUGGCCUUGAACUACCUGACCUGUCUGGCACCAGAAAGCAUCUGCUGCUGCUGCUUCUCGUGGCCUCAGAGAGACACCCCAGCUGCUGGGGGAGCCUGGCAUCCCCUCCCUGCCUGCAGCACCGCCACAGGGCAGCCUGGCCCAGCUGUCCCCAGUGGGAGCUGCUGCUGGACCACCCCAGGCAAAGCCCCAGGGAUGUGCUGGGUGCGUCACUGCUGACCCCACAGAGGCCAUCAGCCCCGCUGCUGUGUCCCCACACUGUCCAGGAUCCCACUGCCCUCCUGGCCCGAGGACUUGCUGGCUGCAGCAGUAAAAUUCCCCACUUGGACAYGUAACCCCACAGGCAGGGCUGGUAGCCAGGGCUUGCGUGGGGUUUGCCACCCUGCACUCCUUGCUCACACCUUUGGUUUGUCUGUCCCUCUCCUGUGGGCUCCCAUCAGCAAAAGUACAUGGACUUAAAGCUACAUAACCAAGAAAUAACCUAAUUCAGUUCAGCAGUGGCAGCCAGAACCCCUUGGUAUCCAGGACUGGAGGGGUUCUGGGGUUGGUGCUUUGGAACCUGUGCCUUCCCUGGGUGCUGCAGGGCCAGGGACUUAGGGCUUGCCCUGUUUCUUGGGACAGGGYGAGUGUACAAAGUCAGCAUGGUUGGCCCAGGACAGUGGCACUCACAUACCACAAGCAUCUUUUCUUUCUUUUUUUUUUUUUCAUUUUUUUUUCCUGUUUAAACCACUGUUGUGUGCUUCUCUGGGUGGUGGGUUCAGUUUUGGGGGGUGAAUUUGGGACGUGCAGCCUCCUGGCCAAGAACCACCUUGGCUGGAGGGUUUUGAGGCUGGGAACUGGGACAGUGUGGGAGCACCGUGGGCAGCUGCUGCAGCUGCUGAGCACCAGGAACCCCUUGGCUCCACCAGACCUCCACCAGUUGUUGACCCCUCUCUGCAACUGAGGUGACUUCAUGGGGUCCAAGCUGCUUUUUUUCCCAAGGGUACCAUGUAAAUAUGAGCUGCCUGAGCUCCCCAGAGCAUUCUCCCUGCCCAUCGAGCCAAAACAAGCUGGCACAUGGCUCCAGCAGCUGCCCAAACCUGCCAUCUCCCCCCGAGGCUGGAUCCGAGGGAUGGRCUCUCUGGGGCCAGCAGGUCUUUUCCCUAUGGUGAGAUGUGAUGCCAGAGAGACUGUGUGUGUUCACACCAAAUAUACUUGAAAGCAGAGCUGGAGUUUCUCAUGCACGAGGCUCCAGCUCGAAGCACAGAGACUCUGAGCUGGUAGCUGGACUGUUUGCUCCCCACAUUCGGGGCUGGGAGAUGACUCCACCACCGAUGGAGCUGCCUGUUCAUCACUCAAGCCCCUCUGUGCCCAGCUGAGAUACACAGAGCUUUUAUUUUUGAAUGUACACCUAUAAACAUGAGGCAAAUGAGGAGCACUGCAAUAAACACUGAGUUGUUUGGCAUCCAGCUGCCUGGAAAUGGAGUUUGGGGUUUGCAGUUUCCCUGCCGUUGCUCUGUGUGGAGAUAGGGGUUCAGCUCCAGACUUGGGAAUGUCCCUUUGUCUAGAAAACCUAGAGCCAGUCCCAGUGCCCUGGCAGUGCCAUCACUGUUAGACACAGUCCCUGUGGGCAGAAACAAAGCCAAGGGGUGGUUUUGGUAGAGUUCAUCUCCCUAAAGAUCUUUUAUAAUAAAUAAAGCUGUGAAGUGUGUGUCCUGUUGGGCCACAGCCGA